AUGGCACCAACAAGGAAACAGGCAAAUGCACCAGGACUCUCCACGCAUGAAUCUUUGUUUCAGAAUCUGCAGCAUCUGGCCCAAGUUGCUCAGACAUUGAGCAACACAAUCCUCCAACCACCACCACCAAAUAGAAACUCGGAAGUCAACCACCAAGUCUCAAAACAUCGGCCGCCUACCUUCUCAGGGGAAGAAGACCCCACAAUUCUCGAAGAAUGGAUCAGAACUUUUGACACAAUAUUCGAAACAGUAGAGUGCCCGGAAGGUCACCGAGUAGAAACAGCCUCCUUCUACUUCAGACACGAAGCUGACCUUUGGUGGGUCCACGAGAAGCCUAGUUGCGAGCAAAGACCAGGAUUCAACUGGGGGGCCCUAAAAGCACGAUUACGGGAACGGUUCUACCUCAGUCACAUAAAAGCAGCCAUAUACGAAGAGUUCCUCCACCUAAAACAAGGAGCAACCCCAAUCACAAAAUACUACCAACAGUUCCUCAAGCUAGUACCUACAGAGUCAACCAAAAUCGAGAAAUUUAUGACGGGCCUCAACGUCGAAAGCCAGAAGGCCGUAACCCUACGCAAACCAAGAACUCUCGAAGAAGCCUAUGCCAAGGCAUCCCAGCUACAACAAAUACCGAGUAGCCCACAGGAAACACACCUGGGACACAAAAGAUAA
Ipomoea nil (Japanese morning glory) is the source of this 672-nucleotide messenger RNA. RefSeq lists its product as uncharacterized. The coding region runs from base 1 to 672 and encodes 223 amino acids. NCBI's taxonomy places the organism in Eukaryota, Viridiplantae, Streptophyta, Magnoliopsida, Solanales, Convolvulaceae. The transcript has a single exon. The record is from RefSeq and is a predicted model, not a curated record.